Molecule: messenger RNA, 687 nt
Organism: Neoarthrinium moseri
Lineage: Eukaryota; Fungi; Ascomycota; Sordariomycetes; Amphisphaeriales; Apiosporaceae
Exons: 3
Coding region: 1-687 (228 amino acids)
Molecular function (GO): GTP binding; GTPase activity
Source: RefSeq, a predicted model, not a curated record
AUGUCGGGCGACCCGAUAUGGUCAAACGAGGAAACACAGUACUUGAAGGCACUACUGUCUUUCAAUGCAUCCGCGCCAAGCCUCUCGGUGACACCCCAGCCAGAGGAGGUGAAGAAGCAAUCCGUGGGGGAGUUCAAGAUCUUGGUAGUCGGCGCGAAGGGCUGCGGGAAAUCAGCGGUGAUCUCAAAGUUUCGGACGGAUGAUCUGCCUAGUGCACCCGUAAAACGUGACGACCACUUAGAGACCAGCUGCCGGCAUCAGAUCCAAGUUGAUGGAUUAUAUUACACAGUCGAAGCCCUCGAAUACCCAUCGAGAGACUUACUUAGCGACCCACAACUCUCGCAUGCUAUAGACGUCACCGAAGCCGCGGUGUUGAUGUACGAUAUCAAGAACCGUGAUUCUCUGCAACUGGUAAAGGGCAUCUAUGAGCUGGUGCGAGAUACGGUAGGGGUCUCGGAUUAUGGUCUCCUGUUGCUCGGCAAUAAGUCAGAUUGCGAAGACGAUGAGAGAGAGAUACCAUGGGCGGAUGGCAGCAAGGUGGCAGCCGCGUUCCAAGCCGAGACAACGUUCAUGGAAACAAGCUGCUACGCAGGAAACCAAGGGGCCAACGCAGCCAUUGUCCAGGUGGAGAAGGUGGUUUUGUCCAUGGUAUCGACGGAAGCCAGCUGGGCCGACUGUGGUCCCUGA